AUGACCAAAUUCCAGGAGGUGGUGACGUUCACAGAUGUGGCUGUGGUCUUCAGCGAAGAGGAGCUGCAGCUGCUAGACCAGGCCCAGAGACUGCUGCACCGCCAUGUGAUGCUGGAGACCUUCCAGAACCUUCUGGCCGUGGCACACCAGCCCUUCAAACCUGACCUGAUUACCCGGCUAGAGAGGGAAGAUGCGCUUGUGACCAAAACAGCCACGCAAGGCCACAGCCACACGUGCUCAGGAAGCCGGAGUGAAGGUGGCCUGGCGAGGCCCGAGGGCCGGGGAUUCCGUCCUCUUUCUCCUGGAGAGAUUUCCUUCUACCAAGCCUGGCGACGGGGCCCGGGCGCGCGCGCGGUUACCGCGGGUCUCAGUGCCGGGGAGACCUUGGGGGAGACGCAGGAGCCGCGGCAGCCCCGGGGCGUGGCUCCCCGCCGCCUCUCCGGGCCGCACCCCGCGCCGGGGGACAGCUCUGCGCCCCACUCGGGCCCCGGGGUUGGGAGGGACGAGGACGGCGGGGCGCAGGGGUCCCCGCCGCGCGCGGACCAGGACCCUUGUUCGCGCCAGGGCUGCGGCCGGCGCUGCCCCCCGAGCCCGGGCGUGCGGCCCCCCGCGCCAGCCCCGGCCCACGGCGGCGGCCGUCCCGGUGGUGACUGCCGGGUGCCGGCAUCGGAAUCCCCGCGCGGCCCCCCGGGGGCGCAGCCGCCCGCGCCCGACCCCUGCAGCACCAGCCCCGGCGGGAACGCCUGCGGCCCAGGCCACCGGCCCACGGCCCACGCCGCGGAAAACCCGCACCCGGAGCGCGGGCGUGGCCUGGACCCCAGCUCGGAGCUGGCCGAGCCCCCGCGCCUGCACGUGGGCCAGGCGCCGCUCCGCUGCGCCGAGUGCGGGCGAGGCUUCCGCCACCGCUCGGCCCUGAGCGCGCACGCGCGUGCGCACGCCGGGGAGAAGCCGCACCGCUGCCCGGAGUGCGGGAAGGGCUUCGCGCGCGGCUCCGACCUCCGGGCCCACCGGCGCGUGCACACCGGGGAGCGGCCGUUCGCGUGCGGGGAGUGCGGGAAGGCCUUCAGCCGCAGCUCCUACCUGAAGGGCCACCAGCGCGUGCACUCGGCCGAGCGGCCGUUCCGGUGCGGGGAGUGCGGGAAGGGCUUCCGGCGGAGCGCGCACCUGCAGGGCCACCGGCGCGUGCACACCGGGGAGCGGCCGUUCACGUGCGGGGAGUGCGGGAAGGGCUUCGGCUGGAGCUUCAACCUGCAGAUCCACCGGCGCGUGCACACCGGGGAGCGGCCGUUCGCGUGCGGGGAGUGCGGGAAGGCCUUCAGCAAGGCGGCGGCGCUGCGGGCGCACGCGCGCGUGCACAGCGGGGAGCGCCCGCACCAGUGCGGCCAGUGCGGGCGGCGCUUCGGCCAGCGCGCGCACCUGCGCAGCCACCUGAGCGUGCACGCGGCGCCGCGGCCGCACGUGUGCGCGCUGUGCGGGAAGGGCUUCGGCCAGCGCGCGCACCUGCGGGGCCACCAGCGCGUGCAUGCGCGGGCACGGCCGUACGCGUGCGAGCUGUGCGGGCGCGGCUUCAGCCAGGGCGCGCGGCUGGAGGCGCACCGCCGGGCGCACGCGGGGGCCCCGCACCGCUGCCCGCUCUGCGCCAAGGCCUUCGCCGAGCGCGCGCGCCUGCAGGCCCACCUGCGCGGCCCCGCGCACGGCCGCGACCACAGGUGUGCGCAGUGCGGCAAGGCCUUCGCCGGCGGCUCGGGGCUGCGCGCGCACCUGCGCGUGCACACGGGCGAGCGGCCGUUCACCUGCCCCGUGUGCGGCCGGGGCUUCAGCCAGAGGUCCAACCUGCGCGCGCACCAGCGGCUGCACACCGGCGAGACGCCCUACACCUGCGACGCGUGCGGGAAGGGCUUCCGCUGGGGCUCCGGGCUCCUCAUCCACCAGCGGGCCCACCGCGGGGACCAGGCCGGCGGGGACCCCCGCCCGCCACCGCCGCUGCCCGCCCCGGACAGCCGGCCCCCAAGCCACGGUCCUCAGGUGCCAACUGAAGUUCACCCAUCACCAGCAGAGCCAAAAUAA
Molecule: messenger RNA, 2067 nt
Organism: Dipodomys spectabilis (banner-tailed kangaroo rat)
Lineage: Eukaryota; Metazoa; Chordata; Mammalia; Rodentia; Heteromyidae
Gene: Znf45
Product: zinc finger protein 45
Exons: 4
Coding region: 1-2067 (688 amino acids)
Biological process (GO): regulation of transcription by RNA polymerase II
Molecular function (GO): RNA polymerase II cis-regulatory region sequence-specific DNA binding; DNA-binding transcription factor activity
Source: RefSeq, a predicted model, not a curated record